GAUUUAAAGAGCGAACGAUAGAGCGGUGGCGAAGCCUUGUACUGCAGUUGAGCGGAACACACCCUGACGGAUAAAAGGCAUCAGCCGGUCUUUCAUUUGGGCUCCAGUUUACCGGGACCAGCACAUGCAUAAAACCAAAAAGCCAUUAUUGCACAUUCCUUAGUAUUCUUGACCCCCCAAAAGAAAAGUGGCGCUCACACGAAACAUGCAGGUCGGCAGUCACUCCGGCAGGGCUCCGGUACCAGCAGCAGCAUCCUCCGCGAGGCCCCACCGAUCGCCACCAAAGCAAAACAGACCGCAGAAGCGGCGCAAAUCCUCUCCUCGCCAGCGGACAGCUUCUCCGGCUGUCAAAGCCGCGUCGAUAUCCGCCGCUGCACGCGAGAUGGAUAGCGCAAGUCUGGCGGACUUCACUCGCAGGAAUGAGGAGGCGAUGCAAGCGCUGCGGAGCGGCGACGGCGGCACCAGUCGUCGCAUCUUAACCUCCCUCCUCCCCGAACUGCGGAACCGACUCGUACAGGUUGAGUCGUCCAAUGCGCGGGCGGCGCCGGACGAAGUCGUCGUGCAGUCGUGGCGGUUGGUGUACGCGUUGACCUUAAACAACUACGGCUGCCAACUGCGCCGCGACGGCCAACGCGACGGUGCGCUGCAGCAGUUUAUGCUCGCGAAGGAGGUGGAAUCGACGGUGUUCGGCAAGCCGUCGUGCUCCACCAUGCUGAACCUCUCCGCGGUGCUGCUGAGUAAAGGGGAGGUGAAGGAGGCGUUGAAGAUUGCGACGGAGUGUGCGGCGGCGGCGCAGGACGGGGAGCCAGUGCUCUUCAUCACUGCCCUCCACAACUUAGCGGUGGCGCUGGGUCAGCAGUCCAGUGAGCGCAGCCGCAGUGCAGCGCUGCCGACGAUGUUGCAGGCGCUACGAGAGGCGCAAGCAGCACUCGGCGAGCAGCACCCGACGACGAAAAUGCUGAAAGAGAAGUGCGGACUUACAUCGCAGUGGAUCAACUCUUCUGCCGCGGUCACGCCUUCACAGCCGGAGGGGUCAUCGACGCUGCGCAGCAAUCAGGCGCCAUCCACGGUGCCAUCCCAGACGCCGCCACCAGUGGAGCAGGCGCCGGCAGGGUUCUCCUCGGCACAGGAACGUGCACGGGCUGCGCUGUACACCUUGAAUUUCGGUCAACCUAUUGCCAUGCCGCGACCUGCUGCGGUAGACAACGCUACGGUAGACGCGACUUCGACUAAACUCGAAGACACCGCAAAGGUUGCACGCCGGACUUCUUCGCCGACUCUAGCGGACCGCACCGUUCGCGGGUCGUUGGAAAAAACAGGGCAAAAAGAUGUCUUGUCGGCUUCGGGUGGGAGCCAACUCACUCCCACGUGUGUGGAGAAACGGGCUGACGACUGUGCGUCGUGUGGCGUUGACGCGUCAACCCAUCAAAGCUCGAAAGGGGCUGACGAUGACGGUGAUGGACCUCGUCGCGACAGCAACGUGGCCGCCUCCGUCGAUGCCCUCUGCCUCGACUCCGCCCACCUCUCCGCGGCUGACCUCCGCCUCCCUGACGAGGGCCUGGAAACGGUACUGCAGGAGCCGUUUCGCCCCUCCGUUCUGAGUCUCAACCAGCAUCGGGCUACCACGUUACGCGAGCUGUGCGGUAGGGAGGAAAACGGUAGCGUGGUGUACCCAUCCUUUUUGCGCUUCAGUGCCCCUCUUCCUCCGUCGCCCCUCACGGCUUCCAACGCAACGACGCAUGUUCUACCGACAACGCAGGCGUCUGCCCUCUUCGAAUCCCCUUCCACGGAAGGAAAAGGUUCGGCCCGCAAUGCCAACGUGUUUGCGCAGACCCUUCCCGUUGACGCGCACGCACCCCGUCCUGCGCGCGGCAGCAGCAGCACCACCCCAGCUCCGCACUCCACCGAUAGGCGGGAGAAGGAGCGCACGUCUCUCUUCGCCACGGCGCCUGCCGUUCCAUCAGCGGCAACCGAAUACGCAACGGGGUCGCCGCAAACGCCCGCGUCCGCCAGGAGCAGCACCAACAACAGCUGCAGCAACAGCGGGCGGAAAACGCAACCGCCAGGUCGGCACACCCUGUUUGGCCAAAGCAGCAACAGCAGUCGACGCCCGGACAGAGCGGCCCAGCGGCAGGCAGCGCUGGCAGAAGAGGAGGCGUACCGGCGCAAGAUGAAGGCGGAAGAGGCCGCGGCGUCGGCGACAAACGCCUUCCAGCAGGGCCUGAAACGGGUGGAGGAGCGCACGCAAACCCGCGCCGCCGGCGUCAUUCAGCGGGCGUGGACGCAGUGGUGGAGCUCAGUCGGGCAGCCGCGCCGCCACGUGCAGUUGCGGCGCCUCCAGGAGCUUCAGCGCCGCCGCCGCGACCGCCUCGCCUUCGCCGCUGCCACGGGAAAGAAGAUCACGACGAAGCAUCACACCGUCACGGUGCCGCCGCCGCCGUCGCAGCAACACGGCCGAAUUGCCAACUACGUGGUGCCGGCGGUGGUGGUGCGAUGUGCGAGGAGGUGGAAAGAUCGCACGGCGUGUGUGCGCGGUGCGGCGCGACUCACUGGCUGUUCAGUUGAUCCGCAACUGCACGAAGCCGAUCUGCACAAGCGCAUUUGUCAACUGCAAGCUCUGUGGCGCGGUGCCUUGCAACGUCUGCGUGACAACCAGACAAGGCAGAAGAAGGCAUCCGAAAACACGCAGAGGGCAGACGCAGAAGCCCGGGACUACGCUGCCAUGAUCGUGCAGUGCACCUUUCGACGCUAUGCGGCCCGCCAGGCGCGUCGGCGAUUGUACGAGGAGCGCUACAACGCGCCUGCUACGAGGAUUCAGCAGUGGCUUCGUUGCACGUGGGCCGAUCAGCGACAACGCGGGGUCGAUGCGCCGACGCUGCGGAGACAGCACGCCGCUGCGCUGGACAUUCAGCGGGUGUGGCGCGGCUAUGAAGGACGCAUUCGGUUCCGCAUGAGAGAGCUGCGGCAGCGGAUAGAUGAAGCGAACCCCUACGCACUGUCGAUCGAGCGCGGCGACACAGAAGAGAAAUCAGCUUCUCAAAGCGAGGCCCCCGCUACGCAGCAGCGGUUGGAAAGCGAUUUGAGUGCGGACGAGCACCGUAUCUCGGCUGCGGAGGACACGGACGCUCUCACGCAGGAAAGCGUUGCGCCUCAGCCUUGCGCUUCCGCGGCUGCACUCUCUGCGCGCGCAGACGAGUACGAGUCCCAAUGUCGUGCCCGCGGCGGUGCGGUGCAGCAUCUGCUUGACGAGGAGCGAGACCGCUUCCACAUUCCCCUCUUUGUGGAGACAAGGGCAGCGAAGGAGCGGACGGCGUGGCAGGAGGCGAUCCGGCAACUCCCUACAGACGUGCUACGACGGCGCGCAGCGUUCAACGCGCAAAUCGACGCGGAGCAGUCUAACUUCGUACGCGCGCGGUCGGCGCGAGUAAUUCAGCGCGCGUUUCGGCUGUGGCGCGCAAUGCUGCACGACGAUAGCCGUGACACGCGUCUCUUACAGUACUCUUUGCGCCGUUAUCAACAACAAGAGCUAGGCCGCGCGGUGGAGCGGAAGCAGCAAGAGCGUGACUUUGACCGUGCGGUGGAGCUCUACGGUGAUACAACUCUGCCGAUGCGCGAAGAGCGGGAGCGGGCGGCUACCGCCCUGGCCACCGCUGCUGCCGCAGCACCAGAUGUUGACCACAAUUCGAAUCCACCUGCGUCGGCGGAGCAAGACCAAAGAGAACUCACCUUUUCGCAGCCUGCCGUGUUGAGUCGUGCCAUCCGGUCUCAGCAGCGACGGGAGCAAGAGUCGCGGCUCCAUCGUGAUGAGCGGCUGCUGGCGCUCACACACGCGCAUAACUCUGCGCAUCUGCGGGAGGGACCGGAAGAGUGUAAAGCUCGAGUGGGCACCACCUACGAGCACCCCUAUUACGUUCCGUACGUCAACGAAGAACACCGGCGAACGCUCGGCAUCGAUUAA
This is a messenger RNA of Leptomonas pyrrhocoris, 3958 nucleotides long. RefSeq lists its product as hypothetical. The record is from RefSeq and is a predicted model, not a curated record. Gene Ontology annotation, molecular function: protein binding. NCBI's taxonomy places the organism in Eukaryota, Euglenozoa, Kinetoplastea, Trypanosomatida, Trypanosomatidae. The transcript has a single exon. The coding region runs from base 206 to 3958 and encodes 1250 amino acids.